This is a messenger RNA of Fusarium pseudograminearum CS3096, 1254 nucleotides long. RefSeq lists its product as uncharacterized. Gene Ontology annotation, cellular component: glycerol-3-phosphate dehydrogenase (FAD) complex; cytosol; nucleus. Gene Ontology annotation, biological process: glycerol-3-phosphate catabolic process; carbohydrate metabolic process. Lineage: Eukaryota; Fungi; Ascomycota; Sordariomycetes; Hypocreales; Nectriaceae. The transcript is spliced from 2 exons. The record is from RefSeq and is a predicted model, not a curated record. Bases 1 to 1254 code for a protein of 417 amino acids. Gene Ontology annotation, molecular function: NAD binding; glycerol-3-phosphate dehydrogenase [NAD(P)+] activity.
AUGGCGAGCUUGGGCGCUCCUUCAAAGAAGCACAAGGUGACCAUUGUGGGAUCCGGCAACUGGGGCUCAACUAUUGCCAAGAUCGUCGCUGAAAACACCCGCGCACACAAGGAACUCUUCGAGGAAGAUGUCCAGAUGUGGGUCUACGAAGAGAACGUAACAAUUCCUAAGGAAUCCAAACUCUAUGACGAAGCCAACGGCGAUGCACCCCAAAAACUCACAGAGGUCAUCAACAAACACCACGAGAACGUAAAGUACCUACCAGGCAUUUCUCUGCCCGCCAACCUCAUCGCCAACCCCGAUAUCCGCGACGCUGUCAAGGACUCAUCCGUCCUUGUUUUCAAUCUGCCCCACCAGUUUAUCGCAAACGUCUGCAAGCAGAUCAACGGACACAUUCUCCCCUUUGCUCGAGGAAUCAGCUGUAUCAAGGGUGUCAAUGUUACGGACACAGACAUUAGCUUGUUCAGCGAGUGGAUUGGCGAUGGACUAGGUAUCUACUGCGGUGCCCUUAGUGGUGCCAACCUGGCUCGAGAAAUUGCUGAGGAGAAGUGGUCAGAGACGACCAUCGCUUAUGACCCUCCUGCUCUUGAUAACAGCAGAGCCCCUACACCUCGAUCCGGCAGCCCUAACCCAACAAUGGGCGAGCUCCCUGAGGCGCAUCACAAGGACGUGCGUGGCCGAACAUCCAAGACAAAGUUGACCGCCAUGCCCGCUGAGUAUCCUCCUCUGGACCAGCACUGCUUCCGAACGCUAUUCCACCGACCUUAUUUCCAUGUUCAGAUGGUUUCCGACGUCGCCGGUGUAUCUCUGAGCGGUGCGUUGAAGAACGUCGUUGCUUUGGCAGCUGGUUUCGUCGAUGGCCGAGGCUGGGGUGACAAUGCCAAGGCAGCCAUCAUGCGUGUUGGACUUAUGGAGAUGGUCAAGUUUGGCAAGGAGUUCUUUGGCGAGACUGUCCACACCGCCACCUUUACAGAGUCAUCUGCUGGUGUCGCCGAUCUGAUCACAUCCUGCUCCGGAGGCCGUAACUUCCGAUGUGCCAAGAUGGCUGUCCAAAAGGGCAUCAGCGUUCAAGAAGUCGAGAAGCAGGAGCUCAACGGUCAAAAGAUCCAGGGUACAACUACUGCCGAGGAGGUGAACAGUUUCCUCAAGGCUCGAGGUCUCGAGUCGGAGUAUCCUCUGUUCACAGCCGUCAACGCCAUUUUGAACGGCGAGGCGCAGGUGGACGAUAUUCCUACUCUGAUUCAGGAUUCUUGA